Messenger RNA from Aphidius gifuensis, 3930 nucleotides. Its product is annotated as rabankyrin-5. The transcript has 6 exons. Gene Ontology annotation, molecular function: metal ion binding; protein binding. NCBI's taxonomy places the organism in Eukaryota, Metazoa, Arthropoda, Insecta, Hymenoptera, Braconidae. Bases 408 to 3836 code for a protein of 1142 amino acids. The record is from RefSeq and is a predicted model, not a curated record.
UUGGUGUUGUCAUUAAAUCUCGCCCAUUGAAUAACAUUCCAAAAUUUAAUUUAUUAUCAUCAAACAAGUAAUUAUCUAAUUUAGUUAUUAUAAAAAUCUAAAAACUACUCAUCUAUUUUUUUAAAUAUUUAAUAAUACAAUUAGAUUUGUUUAUUAUUAAUAACAGUUAAUAUAUUUUUACAAACCAAAAAUUUAAGAGAAAGCAGAAUAAGUAAACAGUUAUUAAUUUUGACACAAUCGCCGGGUCAUAAGUGUCAUCUGAAAUCUGUCAAAAAUAAUAUCAAAUUGCAAAUAAUAUCAACAGUAUAAUUAACAUAAAUAAAAAUCAUGAAAAGUUGAUUUUUUUUUUAAAUGUUUUUUGGUACUAACAACCAAAAUAGCCAGAAGUUUAUUUUAUCAAAUUAGUCAUGGAUGAUACAAAUGAAUCACAAAAAUGGCAACAACACUUGUCACUAUUAAAAACUCAGUAUGUUAAUUUAUAUACAUCAAAUACAGAGUUACAACAAAAAUAUGCAAUAGCAACAUCAUCAAAUAAUUCAUCAAGUUUUAUUGAACGUUUGUUAAAUACAAUAUCAUCAUUGUACGAGGACAAACGUUAUAGUGAUAUAACAAUAAAAUUAAUAAAUGAAAAUAUACCAGCUCAUAAAUUUAUUUUAAAUGCAAGAAGUGAUUAUUGGUUAGAUAAAAAAUUUGAUAAUUUAAUUGAAUAUGAUUGGACUCAUUUAUCAAAUGAUGUUGGUAAAAUAUUAUUAAAAUGGAUUUAUACAAGUAUUGUUGAACGUGAUAAUUUAACACUUGAAUUAAUGAAAGCUGCUGCUUUAUUUCAAUUAAAUGAACUUGUAUUACAAUGUGAAAUUUAUUUAAUUGGUACAGUAUCAUUGAGAGAUUGUGUUGCUCUUUAUACUGCUGCUGAUCAACUUAAUGCUGAUAAACUUAGAGAACAUUGUAGUUCAUUAAUAUCAACACACUGGGAUGAUUUAACUGGUGAUGAUUUUAAAGAUAUGCCUGGUGCAUUAUUAUAUGAAUUAUUAAAAACAAAAAGUGAUUAUCCACUUCAUUCAGCAGUACGUCUUGAACGUGAAGAUGUUGUAUUUUUAUAUUUGGUAGAACAUAAUGCAGAGCUAUCAAAAGCAGUCAAUGAAGUUGAUAAAAAAGGUAGACGAGCUCUUGAAGUUGCACUUAAAUCAAGACAACCAUCAUUGGCUAAAACUCUUGUUGAACAUCAAGCUGAUUUAAGUGCUAAAAAUUCAUGUGGUUUGACACUUUUACAAUCAUCAAUAUUCAAGGGUGAUUCAUAUACUGCUGAAUUUUUAAUUGAACAAUUUGAAAAUGGUGGAAUGUCAGCAUGUUUAUCUGAUACAUUGAAUAUUAAUAAUGAAAUAAAUCAUGAUGAUUCUUUAAAAUGUUUUGAAGGUGGUACUGUAUUGCAUCUUAUUGCAAAACAUAAUAAUCCAGAUAUGAUUAAUAUUGCUAGAAAAUUAUUACAAACUGGAAUUAAUGAAAAUAUUCAAGAUAACAGAGGAUGGACUGCAUUACAUUGGAGUAUAUUUGAAAAUCAUGAAGCUCUUUUUAAUCUUCUUUUAAAUUCAAAAAAUAUACAAUUAAAUAUCAUGACAAAUGAUGGUCAUACACCACUAUCAUUUGCUUUACGUUCAGCUGAAUUUGAUCAAUUAAUAGCUGAUAAAUUAUUAUCAAAAGGUGCUAAUCCAAAUCCUGUAUAUUCAACAACACAUGACACUCUUCUUCAUAUUUUAGCUAAAGAAUUACUUGAAGAGCCAGCAAUUUACUUGACAAAACAUAUUAAAAAUAAUAAUAAUUUAUCAAAAGAAUAUAAUAAUGAAGGUUUUACAGUUUUACAUGAAGCAUGUCGAGCUGGUCUUGCUGAUUUAGUUGAUGUUAUUAUUGAUAAUGAUGAAUCAAAUUGUAUAAUAACAGUAUCAAAAAAAAGUGGUCAAACACCUUUACAUUUAGCUGUUAUUAAUAAUCAUUAUUCAGUUGUUAAAAGUUUAUUAAAAUUACGUCAAAAUAUAACUACAGAUAUAAUUAAAAAACAAUUAAAUAUUAAAGAUAAAUAUGGUGAAAGUCCAUUAAGUUUAUCAAUAAAUAUGUCAUUUAAAAAAGGACGUAAUAUUAUUGCAGAAUUAAUAAAUGCAAAUGCUGAUAUUAAUGAAAAAAAUGAAAAAGGUUUAACACUAUUACAUCAAGCAAUAUUAAAAGAAGAUACAGAAAUAGCAAUAUAUUUACUUGAUAAUAAUGCUGAUAUGAAUGAAAAAACAUUAGAUGAUGAAACACCAUUACAAUUAAGUGUACAUUGUCGUUUAAAUGAAGUUGUUGAAGCAUUAUGUAGACGUGGUGUUGAUACAUCAAUUGGUUGUCCAUUAUGGGAUGCAUUAGAAUCAAAUCAAGAAGAUAUUGCAUCAAUACUUGUAACACAUGGAGCUGAUACUGAUUGUUGGUCAACUGGUCCUGAUAAUUGUUUACAAACUUUGCUACAUCGUGCAAUUGAUGAUAAUAAAGAAGAAAUUGCACAAUUUUUAAUAAGAAGUGGUUGUGAUUUAAAUUCACCAAGAAAACCAAAUAUCAAUAGCAAUAAUAAUAAUAUUGAUAAAAUUGAUAAUAGUGAUGAAGGAUAUGAUAAUUGUACACCAUUACAUUUAUGUUGUCAAUGGGGUCUUGAACAAGUUGUACAAACACUUGUUGAACAUGGUGCAAAUGUUAAUUCACGUGAUGCAGAUGGUAAAACACCAAUUCAUAUUGCAAUACAAAAUCAACAUUCACAAAUAAUAACAUUAUUAUUAUGUCAUCCAAAUUUAGAUUUAUCAUUAAGAGAUAAAAAAGGUUUAAGUCCAUUUGCAACAGCAUUAACUGUUAGAAAUAAUAAAGCAGCACAAUCAAUAUUAGAUAAAUUACCAAGUGCUGCUGAACAAUUUGAUAAUAAAGGUAGAAAUUUUUUACAUAUGGCUAUACAAAAAUGUGAUAUGGAAAGUAUAUUAUUUUUAUUAUCAAUACAAGUUGAUGUUAAUUCACGUGUACAAGAUGUAACACAAACACCACCAUUACAUCUUGCUGUUGUAUCUGGUAAUGAAAUGUUAGUUAGAAGUUUAAUACUUGCUGGUGGUAGAGUUAAUGAUACAGAUGCACAUAGAAAUACAGCAUUACAUGCUGCUGCUAAAUCUGGUCAUGCCAGUGUUGUAUCAGCAUUAUUACAAAAUAAUGUUAAUUUUGAUGCAAUUAAUGCUGAUGGUGAUAAUGCAUUACAUAUUGCUGUACGUGAAGGACAUGUUAGUGUUGUACGUACAUUAUUAACUGAAUGUACACUUGAUGCUGAAACAGUUAAUUUAAAAGGAAGAAAUCCAUUACAUGAACUUGCUAGAUGUGGACGUGAUAAUGCAGCAACAAUAUGUGAAUUAUUUUUAGAAUGUAUGGCUAAAUAUCCAAUAAAUAAUCCUGAUGCUGAUGGUAAUACACCAUUAUUAAUUGCAUAUAUGAAAGGUAAUGGUAAUUUAUGCAGAACUCUUGUUAAAAAUGGUGCUUGUCUUGGCUAUAUGAAUAAAGAUGGUAUUACAAUAUUUAAUUAUCAAGUUGCAACUAAACAAUUAUUGUAUCGUUUAUUGGAUUCAUUGACACAAGAAUCACCAUGGGCUGAUAAAGAUAUUUGUCUUGAAUGUGGAACUAAAUUUUCUUUAACAAUGAGAAAACAUCAUUGUCGUCAUUGUGGAAGAAUAUUAUGCAGCAAAUGUUCAGGACAAGAUGUACCAAUAUUAAAAUUUGGUCUCAAUAAACCAGUACGUGUUUGUACAGUUUGUUUUGAUGUUCUUCAAGUUGGCUCUGAAUAAAAUAUAUAAUAACUAAUAUUGUUAUCAUUUUUCAAAGUAAAUUAUUGUUAUAUUAAAUAUAACAAGCAAUAUUAUUAAAUGUAUUAACUAAAAA